CGAAGCGGAGUAUGUAGCCGCCGGUAGUUGUUGUGCUCAAAUCCUUUGGAUGAAGCAACAACUCGUGGACUAUGGCCUUAGUAUCAAUCACGUUCCUCUUCGUUGUGAUAAUACUAGCGCCAUAGGCUUGACGAAGAACCCCGUUCUUCACUCAAGGACGAAACACAUUGACAUUAGGCAUCAUUUCAUUAGAGAUCAUGUUCUCAAAGGUGAUGUCGAAAUUGAGUUUGGUGAAACACACAACCAAUUAGCCGACAUUUUCACAAAACCUUUAGAGAAAGAGUCGUUCUUCCGCAUUCGAAGUGAACUCGGAAUCCUUGACUCCACGAUGAUCUAAGUUGUGCAUCUAAAUUUUUUAAACAUUUACUAACUUGAGCGUCGGAGAACUUUUUCUUUUUUGCAGGUACCCCGUUCAUGAAAUCAGGGGGAACCAUACAAACAGUGUUGUCCAGGAGACACAACAGCGCUGUUGAGGGAAACACCGUCAACCAGAAAGUUUUCCAACAGCGCUGUCCAUCAAGCCAACAGCGCUGUCCCAGGAAGUCCCUUCAAUCUUCACUUUCCAGAAACUUUUUGAACAUCGAUGUUUCCUUUUAAACAUCGCUGUCUUCCCAAAACUUUUGUUUUCAACCAAAACCAGAAACUUUUUUAACAGCGAUGUCUUACCUUCAACAUCGAUGUCCAUUUUUACAAAUUUUUUUCCAAUCCCAUAACAGCGAUGUAGGAUAACCCAACAGCACUGUCCUAAUGGGUUUACACCCUUACACAAUUCCAGAAACUUUUGGAACAUCGCUGUAGGGUACUUUUCAACAUCGCUGUCCCUUUCACACUUAUUUUAAAAAAAAAUUUAACGCACAACAGCGCUGUUAAGCAUUCUACCAGCGCUAUCUCAACAGCUAUGUCGCCUAUAGAACAUCGUUGUUCAGGUCAAAUUUUUCAAAAAAAAUAUCCGUUGGCAGCAGCAUUAAUUUCUCCAACAGCCAUAUUUUUGAAAAUCUGGACGUUGGAGACCACCUUUUCUAUAAAUUGGGACCCCCUCUCCUCACUUUUACACACACAAACACAUAUUCCUUCAAUAUCUUCACCUAUUUCAUCCUCUCUACUCUAAUUUUUUGAGAUUUCUUCACUAUGGGCAAAGACAAGAGCAGGGCAGGCACUUCCGGGAAAUCAAAGUCCAAAUCCCGGGCGCCUACAUCAUCCUCCGAGGAGCGCCUCUACUAUGGCGACGGGUCAUACCUUUGGUGGUUGGACAAGAGUGGGCAACUGUCUAGUGUAUGGAGAGAGUUGCAAGGAUUCAGGAUCCAGACUAUUGGACACCACACUCAAAAGCUCAUCCUGAUUUGAUAAUUGAAAAACAUCUUGUGCCAUUUCAUCAAUGAUGUCUAAUGUAAAAACUUGAUUGAGUUGAUCAGGAAACUUCAUUGCUUCAAAAAUGUUAAACUUAAUAACUUCAUUUUCAAAUUCUAAGGACAAAGUUCCUGCAUCA
Messenger RNA from Cuscuta campestris, 1486 nucleotides. The record is from the annotation of a GenBank genome assembly. Lineage: Eukaryota; Viridiplantae; Streptophyta; Magnoliopsida; Solanales; Convolvulaceae.